Molecule: messenger RNA, 1297 nt
Organism: Raphanus sativus (radish)
Lineage: Eukaryota; Viridiplantae; Streptophyta; Magnoliopsida; Brassicales; Brassicaceae
Product: cyclin-dependent kinase inhibitor 4-like
Exons: 3
Coding region: 137-898 (253 amino acids)
Biological process (GO): negative regulation of cyclin-dependent protein serine/threonine kinase activity
Cellular component (GO): nucleus
Molecular function (GO): cyclin-dependent protein serine/threonine kinase inhibitor activity
Source: RefSeq, a predicted model, not a curated record
GAGACAGAGAGUGAAGACCCCACAACAGAGCACAACAUCUCUAUCACUAACUCCAAUCAAACCCUCUCUCUCUACUCUCUUCUCUCUUCUCUCUUCUCUCUUCUCUCUCUGAGCAUUCCAUGAAACGCAUCGGAAAAUGGGAAAAUACAUAAAGAAGAACAAACUCGACGGAGAAGCUAUGGCCUUGAUGGACGUUUCUCCUUCUCCUUCUUCCCUCGGUGUUCUCACUCGAGCCAAGUCACUAGCUCUCCAACAACGCCGCCUUCAAAAACCCUCUCCUUCUCCUUCUCCUACUAACCCACCGUCGUCGAAACAGAAGAUAACUGAUUCCUCCUCCGGCGGCGGAUCGUAUCUUCAGCUGCGGAGCCGCCGGCUCCAGAAGAAGCCUCCAAUUGUCGUGAUUCGCUCAACCAAACGGAGAAAGCCGCAACAGCAGCAGAGGAGGAGGGAAGAGGGUCGAAACCCUAACCCUAAUCCCCAAAAUCUCGAUUCUUCGGUUCGAGGGUCUGUUGGUGACGGGUCGGAUUCGGUUGGGGAGAGUGUCGUGUUUGGUAAAGACAAGGACUUUAACAAAGAGCUCGACUACGCCAGUGAAAGCUUCAACAGGACCACAAGGGAAUCCACACCAUGCAGUUUGAUAAGGAAGCAGGAAACCACCACCACAAGCCCUGGAUCGUCUACGAAGCUUCUUAGCAAUGGUAUCAGUGACGAGAGCAACCAAAGAGAAGAUAGUUUCUCGGAGAGCCAUCGUCACCAACCAACUACACCUGAAAUGGACGAGUUUUUCUCGGGUGCUGAAGAAGAACAACAAAGGCAAUUCAUUGAGAAGUACAACUUUGAUCCUGUGAACGAGCAACCGCUACCAGGACGGUUUGAAUGGAAGAAGGUAGAUGAUUAGAAAACAACGAGAAAGGGUGGUGGGGUGAUUAAUAGUUAAUACAAAGACUAUGUUAACAUUAUUCCUGCUAAUUAUCGGUUUGAUCUUAUUAUCCAUCAUCCGUUUUUCUUAACUUUCCCAACAUGUAAAGGAACUUAGGAUAAAAAAAAAACCAUGUUACAUUGGUGUCUGUAACAAAAGUGGCUGAAAAGGGUUUGUGUAACACAUAACUGAUACCAAUCCUUUUCAAGGUCUAAACAGAUCACCUUAGUAUUAGUAGUAUUAGUAGUACUAAACUAAUAAGAGAAAGUCUGUCAGGGUUUAGGGGUUUAGAGUUCUUUUGGUUAAUGGAGUGUAUUCUGUUGUUAUAAACUCUCUGUCCUGUAACCAUAAUAAAAAAUCUAUCUAUUUAUGUGUAUA